UCUCAGCUAUCAAUUUCAAAUGAAAUUAACUGCAUCUUGAGUUUCUAACUCUAUUAUAUUUGAUGGUGAUUAUAUGUUAAUACGGUAUCCAUAACUUGGUGCGUGCAUGGAUACAUAUGCAGAUGACAGAGAAGAGAAGGAUCCAAUGCGAAUCCCAACAAAACGGAACAUCGUACAGGCGAUGAAGUGGUUGGUGGAAGGUUCCCAGGCAGGGGAUUCACUGGUCUUCUAUUUCUCUGGCCACGGAGCCAGGGAAGUGGACCGUAGCGGCGAUGAGAUCGACGGCUAUGAUGAAGCCAUAUGUCCCCUCGAUUACGAGAGAGAGGGAAACAUAAUCGACGACCAGAUCAACGCCACAAUUGUUAGGCCUUUGCCUCAUGGUGCCAAACUCCAUGCCAUCGUUGAUGCAAGCUUUAGCGGCACUGUUCUUGAUCUCCCAUUUAUUUGCACAACCAACCGAAAAGGAAAUUAUGUAUGGACGAAUAAGAAAAGGCGCAGAGGUGGUUACAGAGGCACAAAGGGAGGACUAGCAGUUUGCAUCUCAGCUUGUAGUGACGACGGAAAAGCUGCCGAAACGUCGGCGUUUAGCGGCAUGGAAAGCAGCGGUGUCUUCACCUACAGUUUCAUCAGAGCCAUGCAAGAGGAGCCUCCUCACUUGACUUAUGCUGCCUUGCUCAACGCCAUGCGCUCCACAAUCCGUGAAGCUAGUAAGGGGCAAUUUGGUCUUAUUGGCCGACACAAUAGCAUCGACACUCCCCUGCAAUAUGCUCAUGAGCCACAAUUGUCGUCAUCUGACAAAUUUGACGUUUAUUAUAAGCCGGUUUUAAUGUAGCAGUAAUAUAAGACUCAUAAAAGGGUCGGUAGAUAGCAUACAACCACACUGUUGUUUCAUUGUGGCAGCAACACAUGUAGACAAACCACUUUUUUUUUUAACAAUAAACUCUCUUCAUAUACAUGCUUAUCCCUCUCUGAUUUAUGUACUUAC
Messenger RNA from Arachis stenosperma, 985 nucleotides. Its product is annotated as metacaspase-1-like. Gene Ontology annotation, biological process: proteolysis. The transcript is spliced from 3 exons. The coding region runs from base 107 to 832 and encodes 241 amino acids. The record is from RefSeq and is a predicted model, not a curated record. Lineage: Eukaryota; Viridiplantae; Streptophyta; Magnoliopsida; Fabales; Fabaceae. Gene Ontology annotation, molecular function: cysteine-type endopeptidase activity.